Molecule: messenger RNA, 2018 nt
Organism: Rubroshorea leprosula
Lineage: Eukaryota; Viridiplantae; Streptophyta; Magnoliopsida; Malvales; Dipterocarpaceae
Source: the annotation of a GenBank genome assembly
GCCAUCCAAACAGCAAUAACUUCGUAGUCCUUGCCUCUGUGAUGGAGCGAAGCCUAUCGUCCUCGUCUCAGAGGAACUCAGCGAAGCCGGUCUCGAGCUGCUCAAGAACUUCGCCAAUGUUGAUUGCUCUUACAACUUGAGUCCGGAAGAGAUGUGCACGAAAAUCUCACAUUGUGAUGCCUUAAUCGUGAGCAGCGGCACCAAAGUUACUCGAGAGGUGUUUGAAUCGUUCGGUGGAAGGCUCAAGGUUGUGGGUCGGGCUGGUGUUGAAAUUGACAAUGUUGAUUUGUCUGCUGCUACUGAACAUGGGUGUCUUGUGGUAAAUGCCCCAACAGCUAAUACUGUUGCUGCCGCCGAGCACGCGAUUGCCUUGCUUGCGUCCAUGGCCAGAAAUAUUGCACAAGCGGAUGCUUCUGUUAAGGCAGGGAAGUGGCAGAGGAGCAAGUAUGUUGGGGUGUCCCUUGUAAGAAAAACACUUGCUGUAAUGGGUUUUGGGAUGGUUGGUUCAGAAGUAGCAAGGUGUGCUAAGAGACUUGGCAUGAAUGUCAUAGCCCAUGAUCCAUAUGCCCCUGUAGACCGUGCCCGUGCAAUAGGUGUGGAGUCGGUGUCUUUUGAGGAUGCUUUGUCAAGUGCUGAUUUUAUCUCUUUGCACAUGCCUCUUACCCCUGCUACAUCAAAAAUGUUUAAUGAUGAUGCAUUCUCCAAGAUGAAAAAAGGUGUUAGAAUUGUAAAUGUUGCCCGUGGUGGUGUAAUCGAUGACGAAGCUCUACUUCGCGCUCUAGAUUCAGGAAUUGUCGCUCAGGCUGCACUUGAUGUGUUCACAGAAGAGGCCCCGCCAAAAGACAAUGUAGUGGUGCAGCAUGAAAAAGUAACUGUAACUCCUCAUCUUGGUGCUAGUACUAAAGAGGCUCAGGAAGGUGUGGCUGUUAAAAUAGCGGAAGCUGUUGUUGGGGCCUUAAAAGGGGAGCUUGCUGCUAGUGCUGUUCUGUCUGAACUUUCACCAUUCAUUGCACUAGCUGAGAAGCUUGCGAGACUGGCUGUGCAAUUGGUUGCAGGUGGAAGUGGUGUGAAGUCUGUCAGGGUGACCUAUGCUUCUGCCAGAAGUCCAGAUGAUCUUGACACCCGGCUUCUUCAAGCCAUGAUCACAAAGGGUCUGAUUGAGACUAUUUCCAGUGUCUUUGUGAACUUGGUGAAUGCUAACUUCACUGCCAAGGAGAGGGGACUUAGGAUAACAGAGGAGCGUGUUCUUCUGGAUGGAUCACCUGAAAAUCCCCUCGAGUCUAUCAAGAUAACAGUAGAGGGAAGAGUGAAGGAUGGGAAACCCCAUUUGACUAAGGUGGGAUCCUUUGGCGUUAAUGUAAGCCUGGAAGGCAGCCUCAUACUCUGCAGGCAGGUUUAUCAACCGCAUCUGAUUGGAAAGGUGGGAAGUAUACUAGGCGAUGAAAAUGUUAAUGUGAAUUUCAUGAGUGUCGGAAGGAUAGCUACAUUGGAACAAGCUGUAAUGACAAGUGGGGUGGAUGAAGAACCCAGCAAGGAGGCACUGAAGAAAAUUGGAUAAAUCCCAGCUGUUGAAGAAUUUGUUUUCCUGAAGUUAUAAAGUGAUCAACAAUCAUACAGGACUUACGCAAAUUUUGUACAAAUUUCUGAUGUUUUUCUAGGUUGAAAGUUAAUAAUUUCUCAGAGAUCAAGAUUGUUUUGUUGCAUCAAUCUGUCACAAGUUAUUGCAGACUGCAGUCUUAUUUCUUGGUAGUUUGUUGUCAAAUUUCCUAAAAACUGUAAAUUGGUCCCUUAAAUUGUUUGCUUUUAAUGUUGAUCUUCUCCUGUAGCUAUUGGUACUCCUCUGUUUUAGCUCCAUAUAAUAGUACUGCGGCCUUGUUUACUGAAUGAUCUAAGCACUUGUCUUUCAAAAUGGAAGUUUGGAACUUCUGCUAAUGCAAUUGAAUAUCAUGCACCAUUUUGCUUUUCUCCUGUUGUGAUUUUCAUAUGUCCUGCUGAAAUAAGAAACAGGGUAGGUGUAG